UUAAAGAUGUUAAUUUCACAGAUUUCAUUUUGUUUCUCUCCUCCCACCAUUACCUCCUCAUACGCAACCCUAAUCAAAUCUAGGGUUUUCUAUCCGUUCCUAAAAUCUAGAGCUACUGUUUUUCACAGAAACGUCUCAUCAACUAAAAUGAGCAGUGUUUCUAACGAAGAAUCGUUCUCUAUUCCUUCUGAAACAGUAAAUAAUGUUGAAGAAAAUAAGCCAAAUUCUGAUGUUGUUGUUCAGUAUGUAGUACUUAGAAGAGAUUUAAUUGAUUCAUGGCCAUUAGGUAGUGUGGUAACCCAAGGUUGUCAUGCUUCUGUUGCUGCAAUUUGGUCUAACAAAGAUGAUGCUCAUACCAUUGAUUAUUGUUCCCCUGACAAUAUUGAUUCGAUGCAUAAGGUAACUUUGGAGGUUAAGGGAGAGACCCAAAUACAAAACCUAUCGCAGAAACUAACAACCAAUGGCAUUGCUCACAAGCUUUGGAUUGAACAACCAGAAAACUUUCCAACUUGUCUCGCAACAAAACCAUACCCAAAGUCUGUUGUUUCCUCAUUUUUCAAGAAUUUGAAGCUCUGUAAGUGAUGGUUCUGGGAUAUCUCUUUGUUAUGUUGGUGAAAUAGGGUUACCAAGGCUUCAUGGCUGACAGAGAAAUAGCAAGUACACAAGGCAAAGAACUAUAUCAGAGAUUCUGGGCAUGCAUUUUUUGCUGGUGAGGUCGAAACAAUUGCAAGUGUUCAAGCAAAUAGAACUCUCAUUUUGUCAGUUUUAAAAAUGAACCAUUAGCCUAACUGGCUUACAACUUAAGAGCAACAAUCUUCUCCUUUCUUUUGUUUGUUUUUCUUGCCGUAAGGCUCUGUAGCAGCUAAAAAGGAGCAUUUUAUAACUGUAAACUAGGAAAUAGAAAGAAGAAAGAAAAUAUGGUUCCCAUGAAAUUCUUUUGCAAAAUAGUGGGCAGCAAAAGAAACAAGUUGGUUAGUAUAGUUGUUUGCUUAAUUGAGCAUCUCUCUUCUUUUCUC
This is a messenger RNA of Papaver somniferum (opium poppy), 1016 nucleotides long. Its product is annotated as putative peptidyl-tRNA hydrolase PTRHD1. Gene Ontology annotation, molecular function: peptidyl-tRNA hydrolase activity. The coding region runs from base 7 to 582 and encodes 191 amino acids. The record is from RefSeq and is a predicted model, not a curated record. The transcript is spliced from 2 exons. NCBI's taxonomy places the organism in Eukaryota, Viridiplantae, Streptophyta, Magnoliopsida, Ranunculales, Papaveraceae.